AUGCGGUGCCUGGUGCUGGUCCUGCUCUGCCUCCGGCUCGGGGAGGGGAUAAUGAGGAUCCCCCUGAGGAAAGGCAGGUCCGUGCGGGAGGUGAUGAGAGAGAAGGGGGUGCCGGAGGGUUUGCUGAAGGACCUCAGAGGGGACCCCGGUAGGAAAUACCAACUCGGUAACGCUGUGGCUUAUGAACCACUAACGAACUACCUGGAUUCCUUCUACUUUGGGGAGAUCAGCAUUGGGACCCCCCCGCAAAAUUUCCUGGUGCUCUUUGACACCGGCUCUGCCAACCUGUGGGUACCCUCCACCUACUGCCAGACUCCAGCCUGCGUGAAUCGCGCCAGGUUCAACCCCAGCCUGUCAUCCACCUUCUCCGGCAUCGGUGUGACCUACACCCUGAGCUACGGGUUCGGUGACCUGUUGGUGGCGUUAGGGUACGACACCGUGACAAUCCAGAACAUCGUCAUCAGGAACCAAGAGUUUGGCCUGAGCUUGGAUGAGCCCAGCAGACCCUUUUACUACUUGGACUUUGAUGGGAUUUUGGGCAUGGCUUACCCGGCCGUUGGCAUUGGUGGUUACAACACCCUGAUGCAGAACAUGCUGCAGCAGAGGCAGCUCGCCGAACCCAUCUUCAGCUUCUAUUACUCGCGCAACCCAACCUAUAGUUACGGCGGGGAGGUCAUCCUUGGAGGGGUUGACCCCCAGUUGUACUCCGGGGAGAUUUUAUGGGCUCCUGUGGUCCAGGAAUUGUACUGGAAGAUCGGGAUCGAGGAGUAAGUGCUGUACCAUGGCUUGGAGGCGGUCGUGGAGGGGGAAGCCUUUUCUGAUGCCUUUUCUGCUGCUCUCUCCAGGUUCUCCAUCGUGCUGACCGUCCCAGGACAAUUCAUGUCAGCCUUCCUGCAGGCGCUGGGCACGGAGGAGAGCGACUACGGGUUCAUCGUCGACUGCAGCAACAUCCCGAGCAUGCCCACCCUCUACUUUGCCAUCAGCGGAGCCCAGUUACCGCUGCCUCCCUCCGUCUAUGUCUUAAACAACAACGGCGUCUGCACCGUUGGGGUCGAGAGCACGUACGUGCCCUCUGCCAGCGGCCAGCCGCUCUGGAUCCUCGGCAACCUCUUCCUCCGGCAGUAUUAUUCCAUCUUUGACAUGGCCAACAACAGAGUUGGCUUUGCCCUGGCAACCUAG
Messenger RNA from Balearica regulorum gibbericeps (East African grey crowned-crane), 1179 nucleotides. Lineage: Eukaryota; Metazoa; Chordata; Aves; Gruiformes; Gruidae. The record is from RefSeq and is a predicted model, not a curated record.